ACGUUCGCCCUCCUUCUGGUAUGAAAAUUUCUAUUUCCAGAUGAAGCUGUAUGAAUUGGAACAUUUAACUUUUUACAUUGAGGAAGUUGUUUUACCUCAAUCAGGAUGGAUUUAACCGUAAAUUUCGUGCGAAGUGGUGCUAAGUUGGUGAGACUCGGAGGUGUAUUAGCUCAAUCAAGCAUCAUCAAGAGAGGUCAUGGCAGAGUUUGGAAGAUAAUCAACCAAUAUUCCUGCUCGACUUCAUUGUCAACUUUAUCCUAUCCUGAGACCGUAAAAAAUAUUAAUGAAGAUAAGAAAAGCUUGUACACCACACGCACUCACACUUGUGGGGAACUCACAAGUAAAGACGCUGGAAGCAAAGUGUGCCUAAAAGGUUGGAUCCAGUACAACAGAAAAAAAUUUCUAGUCCUCAGGGAUGCUUAUGGAAUGACUCAAGUACUCUUAGAGGAAGUGGGUGGAGAUAUGCAGAAAAUUUUAGAUGGACUCACACUUGAAAGCGUUAUUGAAGUUAAGGGAGAAGUAAUUUUACGACCAAAGGAUCAAGUCAACAAUAAAAUGAUCUCUGGUGAUAUUGAAAUUAAAGCAUUGUCUAUUCGUGUUCUUGGUGCUGCUCCUAGUCAAAUGCCCUUACAAAUAAAGGAGAACAAAAUGCCAACUGAAGAUACAAGAAUGAAAUAUAGAUACCUUUAUUUGCGGUACCCUCAUAUGCAAAAAAUGUUGCGCUUAAGAUCUCAACUCUUCCACUCAAUGCGAGAGUUUUUAAUUCAACAUCACUUUGUGGAUGUGGAAACUCCAACAUUAUUCAGGAAAACUCCAGGGGGAGCCCAAGAAUUUGUAGUGCCUACCCAAAUACCAGAUCAUUUCUAUUCACUCGUUCAAUCUCCCCAACAGUUCAAACAAUUAUUAAUGGUCGGUGGUCUUGAUCGGUACUUUCAAAUUGCUCGUUGUUACAGAGAUGAAACUGUGCGCCAUGACCGCCAGCCAGAGUUUACACAACUUGACAUAGAGCUGUCAUUUGUUGAUCGAAAAAGUAUUAUAAAGCUCAUAGAAGAGCUUUUGAACUUUUGCUGGCCUUCAGAAGAAGAAAGGCCUGAUAUUCCAUUUCCUCAAAUGACCUAUCAUGAUGCUAUGUUGAAUUAUGGCUCAGACAAACCUGAUCUCCGAUUUCAGUCCAAGAUAUGUGAUGUUACCCAUCUGAUAAGUCCUCAGAAAAUGGGUUCCAACCCACUAAAUGUGUCUAGUGAAUUAUCGGCCAGAGCCAUUGUAUUUUCAAAAGCAGCUUCAAUAUGCAAGAAAGAAAAUCUCAAAGAAAUCAUAAAGGAAGCAACAAAGAACACCAGCUCUAUUAAUUUAUUUCUAAUUCCAAUUAAAAAGAAUCAAGACAUUAAGAACUCAUUGAAAAAUGUGCUCACUGUUGAAGAGAUUGAUAAAAUUGCAAAUGAAUUAAAAGUAGAGGAGGGUGACCUCUUUGGCUUUUGCUUUGGAAAAAAUCAAGAUGUUCUGAAAGUACUUGGCCUGACUCGUGUGUUAACAGCAGAUGCUUUGGAGGCUAAUGGAUUUACUGUGCGUGAACCCAAUAACUGCUUUCUAUGGGUUGUUGAUUUUCCUCUGUUUGAGGAGAAUGAUGAUGGUUCGUUACUAUCGGCACACCAUCCAUUCACUCAGCCACAUCCCGAUGAUUUACAAUUGUUGGGAACCGAGCCACUCAAAGUUCGAGGGCUGCAUUAUGACUUAGUACUCAAUGGGUCAGAAAUUGGUGGUGGCUCAAUCCGUAUAUCUGAUGCCCAUCUCCAAAAAUACAUCCUUCAUGACUUAUUACACCUGGACACCAGUACCUUGCAACAUUUAAUUGAUGCUCUGUCGCUUGGUUGUCCUCCUCAUGGUGGGAUUGCCCUAGGAUUGGAUCGUCUUGUUUCUAUGAUGACUGGUGUCAAAUCAAUUAGGGAAGUCAUAGCUUUUCCAAAAGGUCUAAGAGGGAAAGAUCCUAUGGCUGGAGCUCCUGCUCCUCUGACUAGGGAAGAUGCUGCAACAUAUAAGUUGCCAUUCAAUCACGGGAAAAGUUCUUAGUUCACUCAGCACUUACAGUGCCUUGACAAAGUUGAAAGUGUCGGAAAAACAAACUGUUCUCUUUGUGGUCACCUUGCUAUAAAUGCAUUGAUUGUUUGUGAUUUUGGCAGCAACGAUCAUUAAGAGUAGUACGCACGCUUCUUGUAAAUAAAUACUUUUAUUGAUAACAGUAAUAUACAAAA
Molecule: messenger RNA, 2249 nt
Organism: Frankliniella occidentalis (western flower thrips)
Lineage: Eukaryota; Metazoa; Arthropoda; Insecta; Thysanoptera; Thripidae
Gene: AspRS-m
Product: aspartate--tRNA ligase, mitochondrial
Exons: 12
Coding region: 106-2067 (653 amino acids)
Biological process (GO): aspartyl-tRNA aminoacylation
Cellular component (GO): mitochondrion; cytoplasm
Molecular function (GO): ATP binding; nucleic acid binding; aspartate-tRNA ligase activity
Source: RefSeq, a predicted model, not a curated record